UCGAGCUUCGCGGCGGGGUACUUGGGUCUGAGACGAGGCAGAGAAGCGAGCAUGGAUGAUCUUAUUUGUUGUGCGAAACAGGUAAAUGUACCUUGCUCCUCGCAACUAGUCAGUCAUUAAUUAUUGAAACCAGGGUAAAAUUCGAUCGAGAGGUGUCAGGAUUAUGGGUGGUUGGAAAAUGGAUAGUAAGUACGAUUAGGAGUGGAUAAGUGUAUAGGAUGGAAGAAGCAGAGGAAAAGGGGCGGCGUUGGGUGUUGAGCAAAGGAGUGAGAAUGGGGAAGCAGAUCCUGCUGGCUGGGUUACUGGCAUCUUCUGCCCCGGUGGUUGUUCCGCCUCUCGUGGUUGCUUCGGUAAUUGGGAUCUCCGUUUCCAUCCCUUUUGGCCUCUUUUUGGCAAGCCAUGCCUGCACGCGCAAGCUGAUGAGUAAAUUGCUCCCGAUGCCUGCUACACCUUCUUAUCUCGCUCGAGGCCAGAAAGAGUGUGUUGGUAUUGAAAUGGGAGAGAAAGAAGAUGGAGGAGAAGAGGAGGCAUCCCCUGCAAUUGGAGAUGGAAAAAAGGAAAGCGAGCAUAUUAAACAAAUCGAUGACAGUGAUGUCAUGGACUCACACAAGCCAGUUCCAAGUGCAGUGACUGCUGAUGAAACUCAAGAAUCUUCCAAUCCGGCGGUGACUGCUGUUGCGGAUGUCCGAUCUGAAUAUUCCUCGGCUACUCACAUUAUGAGUCCUCCUAGUAUUAAUAAGGUCACGGCGAAUGAGGAGAGGCUGUGGAGAGAGAUCAAUGCCAUCCGAGUGAUAGUGGGAUACGAAGGGACACCUCAAGCGUCGUGCAUGGAAGAAUUAAAGAGGCUGUACGUUCUCGCCGGAGUUGAGCCACCCUCUCUGCUCAGCACUUCCUGCAAUUCCCUUGAAAUACGUGGCCACCUUCGUUUUCUCAUGUCCGUCCUUGGAGUCAAAUCCAAGGGUCCCUGA
Messenger RNA from Neltuma alba, 968 nucleotides. RefSeq lists its product as uncharacterized. Lineage: Eukaryota; Viridiplantae; Streptophyta; Magnoliopsida; Fabales; Fabaceae. The transcript has 3 exons. The coding region runs from base 219 to 968 and encodes 249 amino acids. The record is from RefSeq and is a predicted model, not a curated record.